Symsagittifera roscoffensis is the source of this 596-nucleotide messenger RNA. RefSeq lists its product as uncharacterized. Bases 1 to 534 code for a protein of 177 amino acids. Lineage: Eukaryota; Metazoa; Xenacoelomorpha; Acoela; Convolutidae. The record is from RefSeq and is a predicted model, not a curated record. The transcript is spliced from 3 exons.
AUGACGUCAAUUUUUGUUCACUGCUAUGACGUCAUUCUAUGUUCACAUGUAAGAUGUCAUUUUUUUGUUCUCUGCAUUGACGUCAUUUUUGUUCACUGCAGACAGGCGGCCGAGGCAGUUGAGGGCAUUGGAAGUGAUUGGCACACGAUAGACGAGACGACCAAACUGCUGCCUCACUCGCCCGGCAUGUUCAAACUGGGAUUUGCCCACAAGAGUGGCGUGGAUGUGGUGUUCAUAUGCCACACCACAGAACACAGGACACUGCACGAUAUGGUCCUACAAGUCUUGUUUGGAUUCGAGGGUGGAACUCGUCUGUGUAUGAUGGUGGUUGAGCCUGGAAACAGGAAGAAGUUGAUGGUCCAGUGGACGGCCAGUGCCUAUCCGGAAGAUCUGAUUGAGGACGAGAUAGAGGAGCACAUUGCCACACACCACACAGUUCCAGAGUACAACAUACCACUGGACGACUCAAAGGGUAUCUGGAUAAUCAUAGACGAAGAAGACCACGCUUCAAACACAAUUCACCCUACGUACUAGAUGUAUGACUUUAAGAAAAAACGAAGAAAAAGAAGACGUAUAUAAAUAAACCAGCCAAAACA